AUGAUAGUCGCCUUAAUUUAUGAAUUAGGAGUUGUAUGCAUAGCAAGAGUCUGGUGUCACGUGCCAAAGCAGUUGAAUGCUUUGCUUGAGGUUGUCGAUUCGGAGAUUGCUAAUAUUAUCGAGCUCGAGAAAGCGAGACAAUGGAAGAAUCCUUAUGUCAGAAACGUGCUGAAGCGUUUCGGUUGGAUCCUGCAAUGUGGGGAGACUGACACAAAGAAGAUAUCAGCGGUCUCUAUACUUUUUGAGACCAUGCCAUACAGAUUGAAUGAGAGCACUGGCUAUAUUGAUUAUGACCAGGUGCUAUGGCCAUUUUCAUGUAGGAAAUACAGGAAAUUUUCAAAAUUGCAUGCCGUAAACUGCAUAAUGGUUGUGUGGUGGUCAGUUUGAUUAUGCAGAUCUUGGAUAGUGUUGAGCUUGGAGAUGGUAUUUCAAGGCAUGAAGCUGGACCGUUGGAGUUGUU
Molecule: messenger RNA, 460 nt
Organism: Ilex paraguariensis (yerba mate)
Lineage: Eukaryota; Viridiplantae; Streptophyta; Magnoliopsida; Aquifoliales; Aquifoliaceae
Source: the annotation of a GenBank genome assembly